This is a messenger RNA of Pundamilia nyererei, 2911 nucleotides long. RefSeq names its product glutamate receptor ionotropic, kainate 2-like. Gene Ontology annotation, cellular component: membrane. Gene Ontology annotation, molecular function: signaling receptor activity; ligand-gated monoatomic ion channel activity. The record is from RefSeq and is a predicted model, not a curated record. The transcript has 16 exons. The coding region runs from base 371 to 2911 and encodes 846 amino acids. Gene Ontology annotation, biological process: monoatomic ion transport. NCBI's taxonomy places the organism in Eukaryota, Metazoa, Chordata, Actinopteri, Cichliformes, Cichlidae.
GGAAGCGACACGGUUCUUCCAUAGAAACAAAUCAACUUCUUUGUGCUGCUUUGAUGACUCUUCUCUGCUCACGCUCUGUCUGAGUAAAUGGAUUUCCCCGCCUAGCAUGGAUGCCCCGACACCACCACCUCCACAUUCACCAUCCUUUUCCUCAGCUGAGGGCUUUUUCUUCUUGGCGCAGUGAGCUGGACUCGUACUGAUUUUUCCCCUCUUGCCAAAUGGAUGUGGGAAAACCGCUGCUCAGCCCGCUGGUGAAGAUCAUGCCUUGAUCUUACAGCUGCCUGAAUUCACGUCGUUUGGGUUAAAGAGAAAACAAUACAGAGGAAUAUACCGAUCCAGGGAUUUAAAUCCAGCGCACCAAACAAGCACCAUGAAGAUCCCCCACCUGAUAUUUAAAGCCAGGCUCAGGUGCACCGUCAAGCUUCUACUGCUGCUAACACACUGUGUGGGGCUUUUACAUGGGAUGCCACAUGUCCUGAGAUUUGGGGGGAUAUUUGAGUCCAUUGAAAGUGGCCCAUCAGGUGCGGAGGAACUCGCCUUUAAGUUUGCUUUAAACACAAUCAACAGAAACAGAACUCUGCUUCCAAACACCACACUCACCUAUGACAUCCAAAGGAUAAACAUCUAUGACAGUUUCGAGGCCUCCAGGAAAGCCUGUGACCAGCUUUCUCUUGGGGUAGCAGCGAUUUUCGGUCCCUCUCACAGUUCCUCUGCUAAUGCUGUCCAGUCUAUUUGUAAUGCCCUUGGGGUCCCACACAUCCAGACCAAAUGGAAGCAUCAGGUGUCAGACAACAGAGAUGUCUUCUACGUGAGCCUUUAUCCAGACUUCUCCUCCCUCAGCCGGGCUAUCCUGGACUUGGUCCACUUCUUCAAAUGGAAGACGGUGACGGUGGUUUAUGAUGACAGCACUGGUCUGAUUCGUUUGCAAGAGCUUAUAAAGGCGCCUUCACGGUACAACAUCCGGUUAAAGAUCCGGCAGCUGCCUGCAGAAACCAAGGAUGCAAAGCCACUCUUAAAGGAGAUGAAAAGGGGAAAGGAGUUUCAUAUUAUCUUUGACUGUGGCCACGAAAUGGCUGCUGGGAUACUGAAGCAGGCUCUUGCCAUGGGGAUGAUGACAGAGUACUAUCACUAUAUAUUUACCACACUGGAUCUGUUUGCACUGGACGUGGAACCUUACCGGUACAGUGGUGUAAACAUGACGGGUUUCAGGAUACUCAACACUGAGAACAGCCAGGUGGCUUCUAUCAUCGAGAAGUGGUCCAUGGAGCGACUGCAGGCUCCACCGAAACCUGACUCCGGAUUACUGGACGGCUUCAUGACUACAGAUGCUGCACUGAUGUAUGAUGCUGUGCACGUGGUGGCCGUUGCUGUGCAGCAGUCUCAGCAGAUCACUGUCAGCUCAUUACAGUGCAACCGACACAAGCCCUGGCGUUUUGGAAACCGCUUCAUGGCCCUCAUCAAAGAGAUUGGUACCUGGGACCCUCCGAGUGGCCUAAACAUGACAGACAACCAGAAAGGGAAGACAACUAAUGUCUCUGACUCCUUGUCCAAUCGAUCCCUGGUGGUGUCUACUAUACUGGAAGAACCAUACGUGAUGUUCAAGAAGUCUGACAAACCACUCUAUGGAAACGACCGCUUUGAGGGCUACUGCAUCGAUCUACUCAGAGAGCUGGCCAACAUCCUAGGCUUUACUUUCGAGGUCCGCCUGGUGGAAGAUGGAAAAUAUGGUGUCCAGGAUGAGAACACAGGCCAGUGGAAUGGCAUGGUCAAGGAGCUAAUGGAUCAUAAAGCUGAUCUUGCAGUGGCUCCGCUCACCAUCACAUAUGUGCGUGAGAAGGUUAUCGACUUCUCCAAGCCCUUCAUGACGCUGGGUAUAAGUAUACUGUACCGCAAGCCCAACGGGACCAACCCUGGGGUCUUCUCCUUCCUCAACCCCCUCUCGCCUGAUAUCUGGAUGUAUAUUCUGCUGGCUUACUUGGGUGUCAGUUGUGUGCUGUUUGUCAUAGCCAGGUUUAGUCCCUACGAGUGGUAUAACCCCCACCCUUGCAACCCUGACUCGGAUGUAGUGGAAAACAAUUUCACCCUGCUUAAUAGUUUCUGGUUCGGAGUUGGAGCUCUCAUGCAGCAAGGAUCUGAGCUCAUGCCGAAAGCCCUCUCCACCAGAAUUGUAGGAGGAAUCUGGUGGUUUUUCACACUCAUCAUUAUCUCCUCCUACACGGCAAACUUAGCAGCCUUCCUAACUGUGGAGAGGAUGGAGUCGCCUAUCGACUCUGCUGAUGAUCUGGCCAAGCAGACAAAGAUAGAAUAUGGAGUUGUAGAAGACGGCGCAUCCAUGACCUUCUUCAAGAAAACCAAGAUCUCAACAUAUGACAAAAUGUGGGAGUUUAUGAGCAGUCGGCGGCACUCUGUGAUGGUGAAGAAUGUCGAGGAAGGCAUUCACCGUGUGCUCACCUCAGACUACGCAUUCCUCAUGGAAUCCACCACCAUCGAAUUUGUCACGCAGCGCAACUGCAACCUCACACAGAUUGGAAGCCUCAUUGACUCAAAAGCCUAUGGGGUCGGGACCCCAAUGGGUUCUCCGUACAGAGAUAAGAUCACUAUUGCCAUUCUGCAGCUUCAAGAGGAAGGGAAGCUACACAUGAUGAAGGAGAAGUGGUGGAGAGGAAAUGGUUGUCCAGAGGAGGAGAGUAAGGAGGCCAGUGCCCUUGGGGUACAGAACAUCGGUGGGAUCUUCAUCAUCCUGGCAGCCGGACUUGUUCUCUCUGUCUUUGUGGCCAUGGGAGAGUUCCUCUACAAGUCCAAACAGAACGCACAACUUGAAAAGGCCCAAUGGGGACAAGGAGAUAAGAAACGUGAGGAAUUCUGCUGUCACCAUGGAUCCAAGCUAGACUUUAACCAUCAUCUCAAAUGA